UCGGGCAGUCUGGCCAAUCAGCGCUGUCAGCGGCCAGCCGGGCUCCUCCUGGUCAGCUAGCUCUGGGCUGGUUUCUGCACUGCUAGCCUGGAGCCACCCUGGACGGGGCGCACUUGCUGGGCGCGCAGGGCUGUCUGCACCCUCUGGGAUCUGGCUGGGACAAUGUUUCUUCUUUAAGACACGGCGCUUCCCACGGUAGCUUUGGCUUCUCUUUGCAGCAGCACCGGAACUUUCCCCACUUUCGGCCGUACUAAGAGGGUGAUGGGCGCAAGUCGCCAGCUGAGCAUCCUUUGGUUUCAGUGCUGUGAUCGGCGCUUCACUCUGGACUCCCGGAUCUGACUCGGCUGCUCUUUCUAGUCUAGAAAUGUAUAUUUACUGCCUGAAAUGACUCCAAUUGCCCAGCUGUGAGCCACAGUAUUUCAUAAAUGAUUAACAUUAAGUGGAGGAAUCCUCGCCCCGUUUCUUCGCCAGCAUUCCACGGGAAGGAACUCAAGACAGGUCCUCCAAGCCCAAGAAGUUUUGGGGGGCUGCAGAGAUGAUUGGUCCCAGUUACAAAGGGACAUUCACGGUCACUCUCCAGGACCUUCUUGAGUAACAGUGUUUGACUGGAACCAUAUACUGUGAACUCUCCAAGGAUGAGAGUCUGUGCUAAGUGGGUGCUGCUGUCACGCUGGCUGGUUCUGACCUAUGUGUUAAUGGUCUGCUGUAAGCUGAUGUCCGCCUCGAGCCAGCACCUCCGGGGACAUGCAGGUCACCACCUGAUCAAGCCAGGUACCUGCGAGGUGGUCGCCGUGCACCGCUGCUGCAAUAAGAACCGCAUAGAGGAGCGCUCUCAGACGGUCAAAUGUUCCUGCUUCCCAGGCCAGGUGGCUGGCACAACUCGGGCACAGCCUUCUUGUGUUGAAGCUGCCAUUGUGAUUGAGAAGUGGUGGUGCCACAUGAAUCCUUGCUUGGAAGGAGAGGACUGUAAAGUGCUUCCAGACUCUUCGGGUUGGUCCUGUAGCAGUGGCAAUAAAGUCAAAACCACCAAGGUGACCCGGUAGCAGACACAAAAGUGUUUUGACCCCGAGGGGCAUCGGGACGCAGAGCUGUGCUGUGUGGAUUACCAGACUAGUGAGAACUCACUCACCUUGGAACUUGCUCAGAAGUUCAUAGCCAAAAUAUGUGCAGUGUGGAAGGUGGCAUUUACGUGGCUGUUCCCGUUUGUCUGCUUUGUGAUCUCAUCACACUGAACUACAGCUUAGGUGGCCACUCAACUGAGGUGUUACCUGGAUCUCAAAAGGAGCCUGCCUAGCACAAGAAAUGCUGGAGAGGACAUCGGAGGUGCUAAUGUGGAUGGAGCAGCGCUGGGAGAACCUGGAUCUUCUUGUUCUCCUUUUCCCAAGGAACAUGGACAGAAGUACAAAAGGACCCAGGCCGAUCCUCUUUUAAAUGUGUCCCUUAGCCAUUAUACAGAAGGCAUGAAAGCAGUCUAAGUGACAGAAGAUUUGGCUCAUAUACGUGUGUUCUAGAUUAAAGAAUUUGAAUUAUCUGGUGCAAGAAAUUAACUUUAUGAACCUUGGAGAAUGGAAGGACUCAUUGGGUUACUAUGUGCACAUUUGUAUUUUUUACUUUUGAUAAUUUGACAUGUUUAUCUUCUUAGUUCCAUUCCUACGUUAGCAGAGAUGUAGCAGAAGCUUUGUAAUCCUGGUACACUGGUGGCUGAGUUCUAUGGAAAGCAGAGUAGCACCAGAGGUUUACAACCAAAGCUUUCUCAUGGCAUAUUCACAAAAGAUCAUGUACCUGUUGGGACUUUUAUGGCUUGGGGUUAAUGAGAUAGGAGAAUCAUUUAAGACAGAGGACAGUCUCUGUUUAGAGGAAGGGUGAUUUCUUAGAUCUACUUUAUGGGAAUAUUUUUAUUAUCUCCGAGAAGAAGUCUUUAAAUGCUAACUAUUCACAUGACAGUUGACGCAAGCCUAACAGAGUCCCUUCUGUACCCGUUUGUUCGGUUUCUUACUUCUUUAAAUGUUAAGUAAAACCUCAGUCAUCUUGCCUCCAAUUUCAGUGAUUUCACAGACACUGCCAUGCAGAAACAUAAGAAACAAAGAGACACUGGCCCAGGUUUGAAAUGAUGUUAUUCAUGUACACACAUCUGUAAUGUGGGAUUGAUUGUAUGUAUUAAGAAAUGUUGACAGUAUACUUGCUGCGCCAACUGUCUGUCCUUUUGCAAUUACAAAGAAACAUAGGUUCUAUUAUGUUGUCUACAGUGCUAUCAAUUAUUUGAUUUUCUUGCAGAAGAAGUGGGAAUGGGUGCUACCUGUUUAUAGGUUAAACUUUGGUUUGAACUUGGCUGACUGGGUGUCUACUGGAAUAGUUAUUCUCAUAUGACUAAGUAAAAUAUCACUCUGUUGAUGACAUA
Molecule: messenger RNA, 2398 nt
Organism: Mus musculus (house mouse)
Lineage: Eukaryota; Metazoa; Chordata; Mammalia; Rodentia; Muridae
Gene: Tafa4
Product: TAFA chemokine like family member 4
Exons: 7
Coding region: 636-1043 (135 amino acids)
Biological process (GO): signal transduction
Cellular component (GO): extracellular region
Source: RefSeq, a predicted model, not a curated record